AUGCCUACCCCACCAGUACACUUCUUCUCCCAUGGCUCGACCAUGAUGUUGGGUGAGGAGUCUCGUUCGGCCGACUACUGGAAAGCCUGCGGUGAUGAAGCCCUCUCCCACGGCUUCAAAGGUGUCAUUAUGAUGGGCGCCCAUUGGGAUGCACGAGGCGUAAACCGCAUCGACGUCUCCAUGAAGGCCAAACCCACAAAGUCCCCAGUCGCCUAUGUCCACCCCAGCAAAUACGCCAGCUACGAACUGGUACCAGAUCUCGAAAGCGGAAAGAAGUGCAUUGCAGCACUCAGGGAAAAGGGCAUUGACGCACGGCCCAACGAGGAGUUUGACUGGAUCCACGACACAUAUCUCAUCCUCAUCCGAAUGUUUCCGGAAAAAUGCCCCCCCACGACAAUCAUCAGCAUGAACUCGCGGUUCGACCCGCACUUGCAUGCGCGCGUAGGAAACAUACUCGCUCAAUUCCGUGACGAAGGCUACCUCAUCAUCGGUACUGGAGGCGCCGUACACAACCUCUACCGCAAUAACUGGUCACAAAUGCUGAGAUAUUCGGACAACUUCGCCAUGCCCUACCCACCAGAGGCACCCAUGCUUGAGUUCCGUCAAUGCGUUGAGGAUGUCUUUGUCCGCUGCAGCAGAAAGGGUGCGAAGAAGGGUAGCCUGACUCGCGGAAUCACAAGGUUGAUGAAGCACCCCAUGUUUAGGGAUGCGCAUGCGACCGACGAUCACUAUAUGGCGGCUUGUUUCGUCGCUGGUGUCGUUGAUGGAAGUAAGAAGGAGAGUGACGAGUGUGUGCUUGGUGCCGAGGAUUGGGAGCUGGUGAACAUGUGCAAUAGUCAGUUUACGAUUGGCAAGUGGGAAUGA
Pyrenophora tritici-repentis Pt-1C-BFP is the source of this 864-nucleotide messenger RNA. Its product is annotated as aromatic ring-opening dioxygenase family protein. Gene Ontology annotation, molecular function: oxidoreductase activity, acting on single donors with incorporation of molecular oxygen; ferrous iron binding; zinc ion binding. NCBI's taxonomy places the organism in Eukaryota, Fungi, Ascomycota, Dothideomycetes, Pleosporales, Pleosporaceae. The record is from RefSeq and is a predicted model, not a curated record.